AUGAAUCGAGGUGGUCAGUUAAGAAAUGAAGGGAGGUGGAAUCUUGUUAGGUCAUACGCAUUCGAAGAAAAUAAUCGAGAAUAUCAAAAGUUAGACAUCAUGGAAUUUUCUGGUGAUGAUUUCAAACCUGAAGCAUGUAUGAAUAGAUUAAUAAAUAUCGAUACUAAAUUACAUAAUAAUAAUAAAUCAUCAAAAAAUUGGAUAGAUAUCCGUAAGGCAAUUGCAAACGUCCCUACUGAAGAGGGUGUGAAAAAUUUUUUAAAUUCUUUAAAAGAAUCAAAAGAAAUGGCUGCAAUUGACCUUCAGAGGAAUGUUUAUAAAAAUUAUAAUGAAUUUUUAGAAAGUGAUAUGCUCGUUUUGAGAGGAUUAUUAAACGAGUUAAGAAAUGUUAGUGACAAUUUAAGGGAUGAUGGUUCAGAGUCUGGACCUGUACCAUUGGUGACAUCUGAACCAAUUGUUCACAGAGGUCGUAAUAAGCCAGCUAAUAACAGUGGUGCAGAUCAGCGAUCACUUCAGAAAGCUCGAAUUCAAGCACUUUGGGAUGGUGUGGAAGGUGCACAGGCUAAAUAUUCGAAUGUAGUCGAAAUUAGUUUUAGUACAAAUAAACCAAAACAUCCUGUUCAUCUAUUCUUGUUGAAUGAUUGUUUAUUGAUCGCUGUCAAAAAGAAACGACAAGGUACAUCAAAAGCAAAAUUGGUGGCAGAUCGUUGUUGGGGAUUAGAUGAUAUUAGUUUAAUAGAUAUGAAAGAUACUGAUGAGCAAGUGAAUUUUUUUAAAAUUUUGAAGCAUCCAACGGAUCAAUUUAUUUUUCAGGCUAGUGAAACUGAGGAAAAGAAAAAUUUGUUUAGUUUAAGUAAACGCGCUACUGAAGAGAUGAUGUCUUCUAAAGCAGCGAAACAUGCUGUUCUUCGAGAACUUUCGGCCGGUGAUUUUCGGGAGAUUGAACAAAUAGGUGAUCAAUUAGAAGUUCAUAUGGCGACAAGAGAUUUCGAAGAAGCUGUAGAGACCAAAAAUAUAUUAUCCAAUGUAUCAUCCGAUCCAUCAAAAUUAGAUGCUAUUCGAACCAAAAUGGAGAAUCGAGUAGUACGAUUGUCGCGUGCAAUUAGUCGAGAUUUGACCAAUCCUGAUGUUAAAAAGUCUCAAGCACGCGAAUUGUUUCUUGUGGCUAGAAGUGAAAAUAUUCGACUAAGAACAAAACAACUCAAAUUUGAAGGAGACAUUCCCCAAUAUAUUAAUGAAUUAUCACUUGUAUACUUUACACUAAUUAAGAAUACAUGUGAUUGGUAUAAUGCAGCAUUUAGAGAUAUGAGGAUGGCAUCAGGUCUUGUUAAAUGGGCUCAAGAAGAAAUGGAACACUAUGCGAAUAUGUUUCGACGUCAAGUGUAUAGCCUUCAUGUACGGGAUGAAAUAAUUGUGAAUGAAUGUUUGAGAUAUUCUAGAGAACAUUCUCAGGGAAGUAGGAUUGGACUUUAA
Messenger RNA from Diversispora eburnea, 1473 nucleotides. Lineage: Eukaryota; Fungi; Glomeromycota; Glomeromycetes; Diversisporales; Diversisporaceae. The record is from the annotation of a GenBank genome assembly.